This is a messenger RNA of Eruca vesicaria subsp. sativa (arugula), 1039 nucleotides long. The record is from the annotation of a GenBank genome assembly. NCBI's taxonomy places the organism in Eukaryota, Viridiplantae, Streptophyta, Magnoliopsida, Brassicales, Brassicaceae.
GUUUGUUUAGAUCGACGUUUCUUUCUCAGUUCCUCUCCAGUCUUCAAAGUUGUGUGAAGGACGAAACCAAGAAGGGGGCGUGAAAUGGAACGAGCUUGAGGGAACAGUUUCUUCGUUUUCUUCACUAAGUAAAGUGACCACCGUGGAAGCAACCAACAAAAAAAAAGAAAAAGAUGAGCGACAUGAUCAAGGAGAAGAAUGAAGAGCUCGAGAAAAUGAUCAAGGAGAAGAAUGAAGAGCUGACGAAAGUAAUAGAGGAACUGGAGGAGAAGCGUAGUGAGUUAGAAGAUUCGGAGUAUAUAAACUCCGCACUCUGCAAACAACUAAGCCAAAGCAAUGAUGAGAUCCAAGAAGCACACAAAGAAUUGAUUAAUGGAUUGAGAGGAUUAUCUCGUGAAAGGUCCACGGUCAGAGUAAAGAUAAUUGGACAAGUUGAUGAAAAACCUUUCCUCAAAGUAUGCGAGCAGAGAUUCAGUGGCCAAAACGUUGCGCUGCAACACGCCAGGCUUUGCUCGAAAUGGCAGGAACGCGUCAUGGAUUCACAAUGGCAACCGUUUAAAAUUCAGAGAUCUGGAGAUAAACUUGAGGACGUUGUGGAUGAGGAAGAUGAGAAACUUAAGAAGCUGAGUGAAAAGUGGGGAGAAGAUGUGAAGAACGCAGUGAAGACAGCACUCCAGGAACUGAACGAGUUUAACCCAAGUGGUCGGUAUCAAUUUCCUGUACUGUGGAACUUUGCACAUGGGAGAAAAGCAACACUCAAGGAAGGGAUUAUUGCGCACGCGACUCAUCAUCUCAAUAAUCUUAAACGCAGAAGACCCUGAAGCAACCACCAUUGAUCCGGUUGUUUGGUUGUAAAAACGUUUGUGGCUUCAAGGAAUAUUAAGUUUAACUCUUGACCUCUUUUUAAUCUAUGUUUCAUUUAAAACCCAUGGAGGUUUCUUUUGGAAUUGCUGCUUCUGUAUUUCCUAUGAAUAUAAAUCUAAACUCGUGUGUUGUUUUGGCAAACUAUGUACAUGUUAUCUAGUUAGAACAAGACGUG